CCAGGGUCGGCGCACGGCGACUCGCGACUCCGCUGCAGCCCGAGCUUGUCGCAGCCUGACUCGCGGAGCCGCUGAUGUCAACAUCGAGCAUCGUGCAUGCAACCCCGGCGCGCCUACCCAAGCGCCCUGUUUACGCCGUAUAUACUGUGCGUGAGGCUGGAUCUAGUCGCCAUGUUGGCUCUGACUUGGCUCUGACUUGGCUCCAUGGCAGCAAAACUGCUUCCCCAGGGCCGCUGCAGUCACAGACCGCGGCUGUCUCGGAGGCCUCUGACAGCACCGAGUGACCCGGGCACGUCGCAGAUCACGGGCUGACCACCACAUGUCGCGGUCCACCAGUAGUGCCACUUCUAGUCUUCUCCUUCGUCCUCCUGCUAUGCACGCUUUCUUGGACCAUCAUGGCCGAGUCUACCUCUGUUGACGCGCACCCACACAACGGCCAUACAGAACAUGUUUCACCGCGACCGCGCAAGCCCACGCGCAUCGACUUCCUCAAGCCACAGCUCAGCGACGAGUCUGUGAAGCAGCACUUGGAGGCGGCGUCAGGGAUCUCGAGCGGUAGCACGACUCCCAUCCCCGCCGAUGCCCCUCCCUCCGUCCAAGCCACGUCCUCUGCGCGCCGCCAGAUCCGCGCCCAGCAGAAGCGCCGCAUGUUUCCCACCAUCGACUACGUGGGUCGCGUCUCGCACUUCGACCCAGACAGCGACUAUCAUGACUUCCACGGCUUCUUCGUGCUCUUCUGGAUCGGCCUGGCCAUCAUGGUCAUCACCUCGAUGCUGCGCCAGGUCAAGGAGACCGGCUACCCCUUCCAGAUACGACAAUGGAAUCUGUUCAGAGAGAAGGUGUGGGAGCUGGGGCUAGUCGAUGGCGCAAUGGUGGGGAGCACAGCCUUGGCGCUUCCACUUCAGAAGCUGUUCUUGAACGGCAAGGGUUCACUGCGGUGGAGUCAGCUGGGGAUGGCGAUCCAGAGCAUAUACCAGGCCUUCUGGCUCUCCUUUUGGUGCACAUAUCCCUUCAUUCGCGACUGGAGCUGGACUGCUCAGGUCUUCUUCACCCUGCACUUGCUUGCAAUCUUCAUGAAGAUGCACUCCUAUGCCUUCUACAACGGCCACUUGAGUGAGACGCUCCGCCGCCUCAACGACCUGGACACGCCUGAGAAAGCCAGCAAAGCUGCGGCAGUUCGAUACCCCAAGCCUCGCACGCACCUACACGAGAUUCCACAAUCGCCAAGUCAGAGCACCCCUGAUGCUGCAAACCAAGAGUCUCUGCGCCAGCUUCGUGAAGAUCUUGCCUUUGAGCUCUCGUCACCCCUUGGCCGCGUGUCGUACCCAGAGAACCUCAACCUCUACAACUGGGUCGACUACAUCUUCUGCCCCACGCUCUGCUACGAGCUCGAAUACCCUCGCGUGACCCACAUCCGCCCGCUGGAAGUCUUUUACAAAGGUCUGGCCGUCUUCGGCUGCAUCUUCCUGAUGGUCAUCACAACCGAAGAGUUUAUCCUCCCAGUCCUAGACGAAUCAGCAAUCGCCCUGUAUCACUCCAAAGGCGCACUGGACUUCAGCCUGAUCCUUGCCGAGACCAUUGGGCGCCUGCUAUUCCCCUUCAUGAUCACAUUCUUACUCACCUUCCUUGUCAUUUUCGAAUACAUCCUCGGCGCCUUUGCCGAGAUCACACGCUUUGCGGACCGCCAAUUCUACGCCGACUGGUGGAAUUCCUGCGACUGGCUCGAAUUCUCGCGCGAGUGGAACAUACCCGUGCACCACUUCUUCCGACGCCACGUCUACUCGGCAAGCAAGAACCACCUCUCGCGGCCUCUUGCCACGCUCAUCACUUUCCUGAUCUCGGCGCUGGCGCACGAGCUGGUCAUGGGCUGCAUCACGCGCAAGUUCCGCGGCUACGGCUUCUGCGCUAUGAUGCUGCAGAUGCCGAUUGUCAUGGUGCAGAGGAGCAAGUAUGUCAAGGGCAGGACGCUGCUGAACAACGUGCUGUUUUGGUGUAGCAUGGUGCUGGGGCUGAGCAUGAUGUGCGCGCUUUACGUCCUUGUAUAGACCCACACGCUCAGGCGGACGGGAUAUAGAUGUGCAACUGUGUUUGUUUUGCUGUAGACGGCUCGCGAGAUACCCCCCUCUCUCUCCCCUACUUUCAGUCACGCUGUCCAAUCGAAAAACAAUAUACUCACGCUGCUCUUCUCUCAUAUGUAAAAAGACCUGCCCAUUUACUUCAUACUACUGCAGAAUAGAAUAGAAAGUACUAAUUAGCACCUUUGCACGUAAGCAGAACUCAAAUUCGCACAUUUCAG
Didymella exigua CBS 183.55 is the source of this 2296-nucleotide messenger RNA. Its product is annotated as sterol O-acyltransferase 1. Gene Ontology annotation, biological process: ergosterol metabolic process. The record is from RefSeq and is a predicted model, not a curated record. NCBI's taxonomy places the organism in Eukaryota, Fungi, Ascomycota, Dothideomycetes, Pleosporales, Didymellaceae. The transcript is spliced from 6 exons. Gene Ontology annotation, molecular function: ergosterol O-acyltransferase activity. The coding region runs from base 396 to 2045 and encodes 549 amino acids. Gene Ontology annotation, cellular component: endoplasmic reticulum membrane.